AUGCUUCAGGCAUUCGAACCUCCACUUGACAUGAGCCAGGAGAUGGAAUUUAGAGACGAUCCACAUCCUGAAUCAGCCCAAAAAGAUCAUUUAGUUUCUGAAGGGAUUAAUCCUUGUUCAUGUGAGUCCGCCCCUGUGAGAAUAACAUGUUCUGUAUCUGAUCAGCAUUGUUGUGUGGAAGAUAGCAAUCAUACAUGCAGAUCACAAGCACUGACCCAUCCAAAUGAGGAGGUGGACAUUGAGAGUCGUCACCAGUCAAAUACUGGGAGCCACUCUCCAAGCUUGAUAAAUACUAAAGAAACUACUGAAUAUUGUGGAAGUUCUAUUACUGAUUCCAUUGGCAAUGUAAUUCCUUGUCUGUCGUAA
Sphenostylis stenocarpa is the source of this 366-nucleotide messenger RNA. The record is from the annotation of a GenBank genome assembly. Lineage: Eukaryota; Viridiplantae; Streptophyta; Magnoliopsida; Fabales; Fabaceae.